AUCGUUUGAACUUGAUAAAGGCAAGUGGGGGCUUUGUUUUUUUUUUGACGUCAACUGAAUUUGAUUAUUUUCAACGGGUCAAGAUGGCGGAGGAGAGCAGGUUGCAGCAUCGGAAUCACUCUCCGCAAAAUUGCAAAAACAGCAUUUUCGGCGAAGGUGAGCAUGGGGUGGAGGGUGUGCCUCAUAAGAUGAGCCCUGAGGAAGAGGAGGUCCUGUUGUCGGAGGAAGAUGAGGAAGAGGCCUUGUCGGCCAGGCCGGUCCAGAUCGUUGUGGCUCACGAGGACGACCACGCCUUUGAGCUCGACGAGGCGGCGCUGGAGCGCAUCCUGCUGCAGGAGCAUGUGCGCGACCUCAACGUGGUGGUUGUGUCGGUGGCCGGUGCCUUCCGCAAGGGCAAGUCCUUCCUGCUGGACUUCAUGCUGCGCUUCAUGUACAACCAGACAUCUUGCUCCUGGCUGGGUGGGCACGAGGAGCCACUGACGGGCUUCACCUGGCGGGGGGGCUGCGAGAGGGAGACCACGGGCAUCCUGGCCUGGAGCGAGGUGUUUGUGGUGGACAAGCCAGACGGGAGCAAGGUUGCUGUUCUUCUAAUCGACACACAGGGGGCUUUCGACAGCCAAUCGACCAUCAAAGAUUGUGCGACGCUGUUUGCGUUGAGCACCAUGACCAGCUCUGUACAGGUUUACAACUUGUCUCAGAAUGUGCAGGAAGACGACCUUCAACAUCUCCAGCUCUUUACUGAAUAUGGGAGGUUGGCCUUGGAAGAAAUCUACGAGAAACCAUUUCAGACUUUAAUGUUUCUUAUAAGAGACUGGAGCUACCCUUACGAGCAUUCUUACGGCUUAGAGGGAGGGAAGAGUUUCCUGGAGAAGAGAUUACAAGUGAAACAGAACCAGCACGAGGAGCUGCAGAAUGUCAGGAAGCACAUCCAUUCCUGCUUCUCGAACAUUGGCUGCUUCCUCCUGCCCCACCCCGGCCUCAAGGUGGCCACCAACCCCAACUUUGAUGGCAGACUCACAGAUAUUGAUGACGAUUUCAAGACUGAGCUAGUCAACCUAGUGCCAAUCUUGUUGUCCCCGGAGAACUUGGUGGAGAAAGAAAUCGGAGGAUCCAAAGUGACGUGCCGAGACCUUGUACAGUAUUUUAAAGCAUACAUGAAAAUAUACCAAGGGGAGGAGCUGCCUCAUCCCAAGUCAAUGUUACAGGCAACGGCUGAAGCCAACAACCUCGCAGCUGUUGCAGGAGCAAAAGACAUUUACAACAAAGGCAUGGAGCAGGUGUGCGGAGGCGACAAGCCCUACAUGGCCCCCGAUCAACUGGAGUGCGGCCACGCGAACCUGCUGCAGGUGGCGGUCAAACACUUCCGCUCGGUCAAGAAAAUGGGCGGCGAGGACUUCUGCCGGUGCUACCAGGAGCAGCUGGAAGCAGAGCUGGACGAGGCCUUCACUAACUUCAUCAAACACAACGAUGGCAAGAACAUCUUCUACGCUGCGCGCACGCCCGCCACGCUCUUCGCCGUCAUGUUCGCCAUGUACGUGGCGUCGCUGGUCACGGGCUUCCUGGGUAUCAACACAGUGGCCACGGUGUGUAAUCUCAUUAUGGGCGUGGCACUGGCUGCGCUCUGCCUUUGGGCCUAUGUGAAGUAUUCCGGCGAGUUCCGCGAGGUGGGCAGUGUCAUCGACCAGGUGGCCGAGACCCUGUGGGAGCAGAGGACGCCACGAAAGAUCUUUUCCAAACUCUUUGAGGUGGCGAGGAGUCGAGUCUCGUUGGAUUCCUUGAUAACGGCCCAGAGAACGAGACUGGCCUCCAACAACAAUGUCAAGAAGAAAAACUAGCACCUGCCCCCCCUUCGCUUGGUUUCCAGUGUCCAUUUUUAGGACCAUAUAUAAAUGUUUUCUUUUUUGAUAGCUCAUGGUCCCCAUGCCAUGCUGGUUUAGUAUUUAAAAACUGCAUUUUAUACCUGGUUUGCACCACAAAUGUGGAAUACAGGUUGGCACUUUCAUGGUUGAUUUCUCAUAUGUUGUGGGGUUUAGGGUGGGUAGGGUGACAUCGGGGAGUGUGUGUGCUCUCAUGAUAAGCUGCCACCAUUUCCAUUUUUGGUAUGGAUGAAUGUACGAACAAACAAAUGAAGCUUGCUUUCCUUUCUUUGCUCCUUUCUCUCCACCUCCAGUUGUUGGUUUUAUCCUCCUUUCCCCCUCCCUUUCAUCUGACGUCUUCCCCUCCUUCUCAUUUUCUUUCCCACCACUCUUGUCUCUCUCCCCAGGUGUUGAAGCCUCUGGGCGUUAACUAUAUGGAGGAUAAAAUUAGGCUGAGUGUGGUCAAGUCUCUGCUUGUCUGAGCGAGCCGUUGUCACAGCACGGAAAGUUAGAGUAAAUGGGAGACCCACUGCCCACAUUAAGUGUCAACUCGCCCGUAGAACCAACGUUUACAGCUUUACCCUCUGUAAUUGGUCCUAGCCGCUCGUCACUUAACUUGGGCACCCAAUGAGAAGGUGGCAUUACGAGCGGUUGGCAGUGUGGAGAAGGAUGAGCCCGCCUCCUUUUCUUUGAUCAGACUGCUGAUUGGAUGUCUUGUGAGAUGCAUCUUCCCCCCCCCCUCCAGCCAAUGGAAACUGAUUUAUUGUUAUAGUGACAGGACAUUUUGUGGUAGUUUUAUUUAAGCGGGGCCAAUUUACAGCUCAGUAGUUUUAUUAGUGGUUGUCUGGGACAUGCAGCGUUUAGAGGACUAUUUAAGCUACAAUGUACUCCUCGUCUUCUCUAAGAUCUUUCUCGUUUUCCUUCCUACUUGUCUGAGUGAAUGGAUAUUAAUCAAUGUAAGAACAACCACUGCUCUCUUUCACUAACACUUGUCAUUGGCGUUUUGCGACUACACAGUUACACACCGAUCGCGGUAUAGCUAGUUGUAGCCUGCCUAUUAGUUCAGCGUCACUCUCCCACCUCCCACCACAUCUCUCAACCAGCUGCUCUUAAGGUGAAUCAUUUUGUAUUUCUAUUGAAGUAUUAGAAUUAUUAUUCUUCUGUUGCAAUUAUUCCAUCCAGACCAUUACCGCCAAUGUGUGCUGUUUUGUACAGUUUUUUUUUUUAUUUUAUUAUUUUUUUUACUCAUCCCUAAUGGGGCAUGUGUACGAAAUAUACAUAUAUAAAUACAUUUUCUAUACCUUUUUUGUAGCUGGGAGAACAAUGGUUUCGUGGUAGGCCACUGUGCAGUUUACUGUAUUUAAAUGAAUGCUUUCGUGAUUUGUGUAUGUCCAAUAAAUUCUUUUUAUAUACAUUUUGUAAAGUAAUCUACAUUGAGCACUGCAAUUCCACCCCUGCUGGCAAAGAAUGUUUGUAAACUUGAUUUUCUUCUGUUGCAGUUUAAAGUUAUUAUCGUUAAUUUAUUUUUCAAGACGAGAUUAAAACACUACAGUAUAUGAAGUAA
Messenger RNA from Oncorhynchus mykiss (rainbow trout), 3420 nucleotides. RefSeq names its product atlastin-2. Lineage: Eukaryota; Metazoa; Chordata; Actinopteri; Salmoniformes; Salmonidae. The record is from RefSeq and is a predicted model, not a curated record. Gene Ontology annotation, molecular function: GTP binding; GTPase activity.